Hippopotamus amphibius kiboko is the source of this 951-nucleotide messenger RNA. RefSeq names its product olfactory receptor 12-like. Gene Ontology annotation, cellular component: membrane. Gene Ontology annotation, biological process: G protein-coupled receptor signaling pathway; sensory perception of smell. The transcript has a single exon. Gene Ontology annotation, molecular function: G protein-coupled receptor activity; olfactory receptor activity; odorant binding. The coding region runs from base 1 to 951 and encodes 316 amino acids. NCBI's taxonomy places the organism in Eukaryota, Metazoa, Chordata, Mammalia, Artiodactyla, Hippopotamidae. The record is from RefSeq and is a predicted model, not a curated record.
AUGUCACCCCACAGAAAUGGAAACCUCUCAGUGAUGCCUUUGCAGGAGUUUGUCCUAGAUGGAUUUGGUGGUGAUCUGGAGGCUCAGGCCUUGCUCUUUGCUCUGUUCCUUGCCCUGUAUGUGGUGGCCGUCCUGGGGAACCUCACCAUGACUGUGGUCAUCACCCUGGAUGCCCGGCUGAAUUCCCCAAUGUACUUUUUCCUCAAGAACCUUUCUUUUGUCGACUUGUGCUACUCCUCUGUCAUCGCCCCCAAGGCCCUGGCCAACUUCCUGUCCUCCUCCAAGGUCAUCACCUUUGAGGGAUGUAUCAUCCAAUUCUUCUUCUUCUCCCUACUCGGCACCACUGAGGCUUUCCUAUUGGCCGUAAUGGCCUAUGACCGCUUCAUGGCCAUCUGCAGCCCCCUGCACUACCUUAUCACCAUGUGCCCCUCUGCAUGUGCCUGUCUGGUGCUGGGCUCCUACUGUGCAGGCUGCUUCAACUCCAUCAUGCAGGCCAGCUUCACUUUAAGCCUCCCAUUCUGCAGAUCCAACCACAUUGACCACUACUUCUGUGAUGUACCGCCCCUGCUCAAGCUUGCCUGUGGUGACACAAGCACCAGUGAACUGGUCAUGUUUGGUAUCUGUGGCCUCUUCAUCAUGGGCACCACACUUGUGGUCCUCAUCUCCUAUGGCUACAUCACAGUGACCAUCCUGAGGAUGCACUCAGGAGCAGGGAGACACAAGCUCUUCUCCACCUGUGGCUCCCACAUGACAGCUGUGUCCCUCUUUUAUGGGACACUUUUCGUCAUGUAUGCCCAGCCAGGAGCUGUGGAGUCCAUGGAGCAGGGCAAGGUGGUCUCUGUCUUCUACACCCUGGUCAUCCCGAUGCUCAACCCCCUCAUCUACAGUCUGAGAAACAAGGAUGUGAAGGAUGCCCUGUGGAGACUGGGCCAGAAGCUCACAGCGACAUGA